AUGUAUUCGGCAAAGUCAAUCUUCUAUGCGGCAUUGAGUGCCUCGGUCUCUUUCACAUCUAUACAAGCGCAGGCUGCAGACUAUCCCUUCGACAUUAACGGAGCGUUCGAGGGCGCUUCUGCCAGCACAACAGACUUCAACGCGGGUGGCACCUUCAGGUGCAAUGGCCACGCAAUCACUGUGCCCAAGAAUCUUCAAGUCACAUUCCCUGCGGCCUUCAUCCCGUACAAGGAAUUCGUGGGCAGCAGUGGUGGCUAUACUGGCUACAACUGCGAGGUCACAGGCAAUGUCGUCAACGGGAUUCCCAUCGCUGCUCAGGUCUCAAUCGCUCAAUCGCUUCUGAACGGUGCCUCUGGUUUCGUUGAUAGCGUGAACACUGAUGGCCGGAUCAAGUUGACGGACGGAAGCACCAUCCGCAUCAACGACCCUAACGCCAUCUACUCCGUUGGAUACACUUCCCAGCCUUUCUUCACUGCAGACGACGCCAACCCAAGCGUCAGCUCUUUCUCUGGCUUUCCUAUGUGCGUUCCUCGUAGCGCUACCGAUGCUCUCUGCCCUCAGUCCAACAGACCAGAUGUCACUCCUGGAGUCAAGCAAGGACUUUUCAAAGCACCCGAUGCCCUGGUAAUGGCUCCCAUUGCGGCUGGUGAUUUCGUCGAGUACUCUGGUGUUCAGUCCGGUAGCGAGAUCAUCGUCUACAACCUCGUCGUGAGCAACGUCCAAAUCACCACCACGGGCGCCCCGACAUACAUCCGUAUGGAGGAUGCCAACAUCGGUGUGUGGACCGCCGACACUGUCAACCAGGAAAUCGCACAGACUAGGUUUGUCGGCUACACAUCUGACUCUGCCGCAAAUGUCAACCCCAUCAAGAUCUAUGCCAUUGAGUACGAUCCGUGCACCGGCGAGGCCGUCGACCGUGAGAUCGCGGGUGUGAGCGUGCCCGGCACCGAGGUCCGCAACAAAUUUGAGUACCGUAUCAAGGCGACCCAGAACGACAACUACGCCCGCGAGUACCGCGUCGUCGCCGGCACCGGUACCGUGAAGACCAAGAACGGUAUCAUGGCCGGCCAGUACGUAAUGCCUGUCUCGGAAUGGAUCCAGCCUGAGGACUCCGUCCCGGGCCGUCCUCCCAGCCCGCAUGACUUCCGCAGCUACGCUUUCUUGACCAAGGGAUUGGGCCGCGAUGCCGAGGGCAACCUUUGGGGCCCGCUGAACCCCUUCCCCCAGACUGGUGCCACCCUCUACGAUAACUCCAAGUGCCCUCCCGCUACUAUCCCUACCACGGGCACUGGUACUGGAACAGGUACUGGAACUGGCACAAGCACAACCCCUGUCACCGCUGCCAGCAGCUCAGCAGUAGUCGUCAAGUACAAGGAUGUCGUGACGAUGCCCACCUUCAACUGGGUCUCAUCCCAGAGCGGCACCCUGACCGUCGGCUGCCAGUCCAACAGCACCGACGAUGCCGCGGUCGCAAUGAAGCUGAGCUACACCAACAAGGACGGCACCACCACCGGCCUCGCAAUGACCUCCGGUGGCAAGGGUCUCUGGAACUUCAAUAGUAACAAGAUCAAGCAGCCCACGACUGGAACGGUCAUUUGCAAGAGUGGUCUUGGCGGCCAGGUGGCGCGCUGA
Messenger RNA from Colletotrichum acutatum, 1632 nucleotides. RefSeq lists its product as uncharacterized. The transcript has 4 exons. The record is from RefSeq and is a predicted model, not a curated record. Bases 1 to 1632 code for a protein of 543 amino acids. Lineage: Eukaryota; Fungi; Ascomycota; Sordariomycetes; Glomerellales; Glomerellaceae.